UAUUACCAGGAAGUGGCCCAGUUACAAGCAUGUUUACAUAAGUCGACCAAAGAUUGCACUCCUGCUCUAGUGCAAAGCAAAAAUAAUCUAAUCUACAGCUGCGGUUUUCUUUUUGAGGCUUUCAGUUUUGGUUAAAAUAGUUACAGAUAGCCAUGAUAGCCCAACGCAUCAACUUCCACUUUUUCCGUGCUGCCAUCAGCAGCACAUCAUCUUUCACCAUGUCUCAUGGAAAGCCUCAUCCAGCAGUUUUGAACAACAAGCAAAAAAAUACCUUCAGGGAGCGUCAUGGUCUUCAAGACAUUGCCCCACUGUUGCGGAGUAUGGAGGAGACUCCAGAACCUAUCCCUACCACCAUCAAAGGCACAAUCCCUACAUGGAUCCGCGGAAAUCUUCUUCGCAAUGGCCCUGGAAAGUUUGAUUUUGGAAAUCAACACUUUAAUCACUGGUUUGAUGGAAUGGCCUUGAUGCACCGCUUUCAGAUUGCUGAUGGUCAGGUGACCUACAGGAGUCGCUUCCUGCGCAGUGACUCCUACAAGCAGAACAGUGAGAUGAAUCGAAUCGUGGUGUCUGAGUUUGGCACUCUUGCUCUCCCCGACCCAUGCAAGAAUAUCUUUCAGCGCUUCCUAUCCCGCUUUGAUAGGUUGAAGCCCACAGACAACGCUAACGUGAGCUUUGUCAAAUACAAAGGUGACUUCUAUGUCAGCACAGAGACGAACUUUAUGUACAAAAUUGAUACGGACACUCUAGAAACAAAAGAUAAGGUGGACUGGAGCAAGUUCAUUGCUGUUAAUGGUGCAACUGCCCACCCCCAUAUUGACCAAGAUGGUACAGUCUACAACAUGGGCAACUCCUAUAAUAGCAAAGGUGCUUUCUACAACAUUAUCAGAGUGCCCUCGAAGAAAGAAGACCUUGAUGAUACACUGCAGGGGGCAAAGGUGCUGUGUUCCAUUUCUCCUGCUGAUAAAAGCAAGCCUUCCUAUUACCACAGCUUUGCCAUGUCUGAGAACUAUGUGGUGUUCAUCGAACAGCCCAUAAAGUUGGACCUGGCUAAGAUAGUGACAUCUAGAAUGAGGGGGAAAGGCAUAAGUGACUGUAUCUACUGGGACCCAAAACAAGAGACUGUCUUCCAUGUUGUAAACAAACAUACUGGAAAGGUGAAUCCAGUGAAGUACCACACCAAGGCUCUAUCCACCUUCCACCAGAUCAAUGCAUUUGAGGAGGAUGGCUUCCUCAUAGUGGAUAUGUGCUGCUCAGAUGAUGGCCAGGCCCUCAAUAUCUACUUUCUUCAGAAUUUGCGCAAGUCUGGAGAAGCACUGGAUGAGGUAUACAACAGCAUAGACAAUUAUUUUCCUCGCCGCUUUGUUCUGCCUCUGCGCAUUACCAAUGAUACUCCACUGAACCAGAACCUCAACACACGGCCCAACAGCACUGCUUCUGCGGUCUGCCUCAGUAAAGACAAAGUGUUCUGCAUGUCUGAGGAUCUCCAUGACAAUGAACUUCUCAAUUACGGUGGUUUGGAGUUCCCACACAUUCACUAUGACCGAUGCAACACCAAACCAUACCGCUACUUCUAUGGCUGUGGCUUUGGUCACCUGGUGGCAGACUCACUGCUCAAAAUAGACCUGGAGAGUAAAAAGCUCAAGGCAUGGUGUCAGCCAGGCCUCUAUCCAUCUGAACCUGUGUUUGUCCCCUCACCUAAUGCAAAGGAAGAGGAUGAUGGGGUCAUCCUAUCUGUUGUCCUCACACCCAUUGAGGAUAAGGGUACUUUCCUGCUGGUUCUGGAUGCUAAGACAUUUGAGGAAAUGGGAAGAGCUAAAGUGCCUGUUAACAUUCCCUCUGGCUUCCACGGAACCUUUCUAGUGACAUAAGAGUUCUCAACUCUUGCCAUGUUUAUGACUUCACCAACAAAUUUUUGCCCCUUGCAAACAGAAAUCAGCUGCUGCCACUUUACACUAGGUGUUCCCCGGGUAUCAGUACUUGGCCCGCCCCUUUUCAUUAUUCAUCUGCUUCCAGUGUCUUAGUUUUCACCACUGUGCUGAUAAUCCUUGCACAUAUACACAUAUGCAACUUUCCUCUUCUCACAACACUUAUAGUUAGGGUUUUAUGUGUUUUAUUGUUUCACUUUGUAAUUAUUUGUUUUAAUGCUGUACAAAUUCUGUCACUGUUAUGCGACUUGGCUUAGGUGCCAUACAAAUUAAACUUGUCAAUUAGUAUUACCAACACAGUGAAACAUGCAUGCAUAGAGACAAUAAAGGCACAGUUAAAGAUA
Messenger RNA from Pangasianodon hypophthalmus (striped catfish), 2269 nucleotides. Its product is annotated as carotenoid-cleaving dioxygenase, mitochondrial. The record is from RefSeq and is a predicted model, not a curated record. Gene Ontology annotation, molecular function: beta-carotene 15,15'-dioxygenase activity; carotenoid dioxygenase activity. Lineage: Eukaryota; Metazoa; Chordata; Actinopteri; Siluriformes; Pangasiidae. Bases 153 to 1868 code for a protein of 571 amino acids. Gene Ontology annotation, cellular component: mitochondrion. The transcript has 13 exons. Gene Ontology annotation, biological process: retinal metabolic process; carotene catabolic process.